ACCUGCAUACACCCCGCUCUUCGCAUGCAGAGACGCCGUCGCUCCCGCACAUGGGACCCCUGCUGCGCCCCGCGACCGGGGUACGGCCCGUAUACGACGCUGCCUACCGAAAAUACUGACCGCACGCCCGUGCGUGAAGACGCUCCACCUCGCCGUUGCGACGAGUAGCCCCCCCAACGCUCCCCGUCCGCCUCCCUGGCAACAUCGCGUACAACGGGGUCUCGUCGCGCAAUUGGCGCACGCAUGAGGCGGCCCACUCUGCGAAGAUACAAAAGGAGGGGCGUGAUGGUGGACGAUUUCCCAGAUCCGCUUCUUCUUCCUAUUCCUUGACAGACUCGAGCUUCACGGCCAGUCCGCGUCGCUUCCUUCGCUUGCUCCCGCCAUUCGUUGCUCGUUUCUCUCUUCCUAUCUCGUUCUUUCGCUUUGACCACCUUCACCUACGCACAGUCAUCGCCACGAUGCUUCCCCUGGCCAUCCUCGCCGUCCUCGCCCCGCUCGCGGCGGCGCACAUGGAGAUGACCGCGCCGCCUCCGCUGCGCUCGAAGCACAACGAGCACGCGGACCAGGCGCAGGUGGACUACUCGAUGACGAGCCCGCUCGAGGCGUCCGGGUCGAACUUCCCAUGCAAGGGAUACCUCAAGGACACGACCGGGAAGGAUAGUGUGGCGUCUUGGCAGGCGGGGUCGAGCCAGCAGGUGACCCUCGAGGGCUCCGCGAUCCACGAGGGCGGCUCCUGCCAGCUGUCCAUCUCCGAGGACGAGGGCGCGACGUUCAAGGUCAUCAAGUCCUUUAUUGGUAACUGCCCCUCGAGCACGGGCCCCGUCACGCUCGACGUCGACAUCCCGAAGGACGUCAAGGACGGCGACGUCGUCUUCGCGUGGACCUGGAACAACCGCGUCGGCAACCGCGAGUUCUACAUGAACUGCGCCAUCGUCACCAUUGAGGGCGGCGGCGCUGGCCUCUCGUCCUACCCCGACAUGUUCGUCGCCCAGCUCUCGGACAUCAACUCCUGCACCGUGCCCGAAGGCGUCGACGUCGACUACCCGGCCCCGGGCGACCAGGUCGAGCGCGCGGAUGGCGACGAUGCCAUCGGCGCGCCCGCGGGCGACUGUGGCGCCGCGGGUGGUAGCGGUGGCAGCACGUCGGCGACGUCCGCAUCUGCGCCUGCGACGUCCGCAUCUGCGCCAGCGACGUCCGUGUCUGCACCUGCUGGCUCGGCGUCGGCGUCUGUCUCUGCGUCGAUCUCGGUGUCCGCGCCGAUUUCUGGCUCGGAGCCCGCGUCGACGUCCGCCGCCGCGACCUCUGCCCCUGCGUCGGGAUCCGCCCCUGCCUCAGGGUCAGCAUCCGCCACUGGGUCAGCGCCAGCUUCCGGGUCUGCCUCUGCUACCUCUGCGCCUGUGUCAGGCUCUGCAUCUGCCACAGACUCUGCCCCCGCCUCCUCUUCCGCCACCGCGUCUGGCUCUGCGUCCUCCUCAUCCUCCGCCCCCACCUCUGCCCCCGCCUCAGGCUCUGCCACGGCCUCCGCCCCCGCGUCCUCCUCCUCCGCCCCCUCCGGCGGCGACUCCUGCACCGAGGGCGCAAUCCGCUGCGACUCUGCGAGCACGUGGUCGCAGUGCGGGUCGGGCGCGUGGCAGAGCGAGGGCGCGGUGCCCGGGGGCAUGACGUGCAAGGACGGCGCGAUCGUGCCCGCGGGGUCGCGCAGGCGCGCGGUGAGCGCGCACAGGCGGCACUGGGGGAGCCGGGGGCAGCUGUGAGCGCCUUCCUCCUCUUACAGCUUUUGAAGGAGAAACCUGAAGCAUGGCGAGAUACGAAGAAAAGAGAAGCCCAGUAACGACUCUGUCAGCAGAUUCGCCACUCGCUCGCUACCUAUUUAUUGCUACUUAUUCUCUAUUGCAUCCUGAGGAUGUACUCGUGCUGCGAUAGUUCGUGUCUGUGUUGAACUUGUAUAUAUCGGUGCUGCACUUGUGUAUAUCGGUGUUGCGAUCGUAUAUAUUGGUGCUGCGAUCGUAUUCAUCGGUGCUGCGAACGUCAUUGUCCACGUCCGUUUUGUUCGAGGUCUUGUUUAGAUUGUUAUGGAAGUGAUCGAAUGCAUAC
This is a messenger RNA of Schizophyllum commune H4-8, 2094 nucleotides long. RefSeq lists its product as uncharacterized. NCBI's taxonomy places the organism in Eukaryota, Fungi, Basidiomycota, Agaricomycetes, Agaricales, Schizophyllaceae. Bases 459 to 1754 code for a protein of 431 amino acids. The transcript is spliced from 3 exons. The record is from RefSeq and is a predicted model, not a curated record.